GAGUUUUCAUUAAAGUAGUAGAAGUAGAGGUGAAACAUAAAGAAGGGCAGUUUCCUGUCUACUCUGCAGACUAGAAGAAAAGAAAAAUUCAUCCAUGGACAAAUCAUGUGCUGUUUUCCAACCUUAAUCUUUUCACCAAGGAUGAAACUAUUUAAAGCGUAAGAUGCCAACAGAUCACGAAGAGCCCUGUGGUUCCAGUCAUAGGUCAUUCUGCCUGAAUGGGGGGAUUUGUUACAUGAUGCCUACUAUUCCCAGCCCUUUCUGUGGCUGGGGCAUGAGCUUUUCCCUGCAUUAGAAGGUUGUUGAGACCUGAAGCCUGGGAAGGUGCAUUGAAAAUUACACAGGAGCUUGUUGUGAAGAGGUUUUUCUCCCAAGCUCCAGCAUCCAAGCUAAAAGUAGCCUGUUUGCAGCUUUUGUGGCUUUGGCUGUUCUUUUAACACUUAUUGUUGGAGCCCUCUACUGCCUGUGCAGGAAGGGGCACCUUCAGAGAGCCAGUGCAGUCCAGUAUGACGUCAACCUGGUGGAGACGAGCAGUGCCAGUGCCCACCGGGAACUGCACUAAAUAAAUGCGAAAGGAAUUCCUUCCAACAAGAUGACGAAGAUUCCAGAUGGAAAUAUGGAUUUACGUAAGGGAGUAAAAAACGUUGGAAAAGGAACCACACAGAUGUUUGGUCAAACAUGGAUGGUGCUGUGAGUGCUCCUGGAUGAAACUGAAAUUUAAAUGGGUGGGUUAGGAGAAAGGCAGACACCCGUCUCCACAGUGCAGGGAGCCCCAUUCCCUUAAGGAAAUGAAUAAAACCAAAGGCUGACCUUCCCCAAGCAAGAAGAAUCUCCCACAGAGCGCCGUCUCACUUCCUGCACAGCACCUGUGCCCCUGGUCCCCCAGGCUGCUCAUAGACCUGAACUGCAGCUCUCCUGAGGCUCCCUUCAGCCUCCUCCAGCAGAUUUGGGAUCCCUGAAGCCUGUGGACCACAAGAGUCCGUUCCAUUAAAUAAAUCUCUCUUUGUAUAUGAAUGCAUCCUACUGGUUCCGCUCCGGAGAGUUUUGACUGACACAAAUGCACCUAAGUAACAGAGCUUUGAGCUGCAUAAAGCAACCCUGGAAAAACUGCAAGAAGAAAUGGGCAGACCCCUACGACCAUCAGAGGCAGCAGUGACUGUCUGAACAGCUGGUAAAAGAGGUAGAGAAAAUCAAUGAAGAUACACUAAAUUUUAACAACACUCUCCACCAGCUUGACCUAACUAGUAUAGCACUCCAGCCAACAACAGGAUGUACCCUUCUCAGGUGCGCAUGGAGAUUUAUCAUGAUAAACCACAUUCUGGUAGACAUGACCCCAGGAAACCUAAGAAGAUUCAAGUCAUACAGAAAAGCCUCUCUGACCACAAAGGAAUUAAAUAAGAAACAAUAAUAGAAACAUCUCUGGGAGAUCCUCAAAUAUUUGGA
Molecule: messenger RNA, 1443 nt
Organism: Oryctolagus cuniculus (rabbit)
Lineage: Eukaryota; Metazoa; Chordata; Mammalia; Lagomorpha; Leporidae
Source: RefSeq, a predicted model, not a curated record